Messenger RNA from Fomitiporia mediterranea MF3/22, 153 nucleotides. RefSeq lists its product as uncharacterized. The transcript has 2 exons. NCBI's taxonomy places the organism in Eukaryota, Fungi, Basidiomycota, Agaricomycetes, Hymenochaetales, Hymenochaetaceae. The record is from RefSeq and is a predicted model, not a curated record. Bases 1 to 153 code for a protein of 50 amino acids.
AUGCAAGUCUUCAACCAUCCAAGUGAGCGCGAGAACCAGUCGUACCUCCAAUCGCGGCUCGAUUGUGACUACAUGAGGGAGAAUAAGAUCGAGAGUAGUGGUGACGGUACUGGUGGGGCGCUAGAACGGUCAUUACGACGGCGGCCUGGAUAG